GGCUAUUUUACUUGCAACAAAAUUAAUCUUUUUCUCUCAUCAAUGUCCUUACCAACUCCUAAUCUGAACUUUGGAAUUUUUUAUCAUCAACUACUUCAGCUUCCAAUUACUAUUUGUCUUCCUCACAACAAGGAAUAGGAAUUGAUUCUGCAAAUUAUUCUAGCUACCUACCUGCCUACUGUUCAAAUUAAAUAUUCAUGGAGAAGAAAAUAUUGUUCGGCAAAUACGAAACUGGGAAACAAUUAGGCAAAGGCACGUUCGCCAAAGUUUUCCAUGCAACAAACCUUGCCACUGGUGAAAACGUGGCGAUCAAAGUGAUCAAGAAAGAGAUAGUGAAAUCUCAAGAAAUGAUGGAACAAAUCAAGAGGGAAAUCUCUGUUAUGCGCCUCGUCCGCCACCCUAAUAUUGUCGAACUCAAAGAAGUCAUGGCAACAAAAACCAAGAUCUUCAUUGUCAUGGAAUUCGUGAAGGGUGGUGAACUCUUUGCAAAAGUAGCCAAAGGAAGGCUCAAAGAAGACGUGGCUCGAAAAUAUUUUCAGCAGUUGAUAAGUGCUGUUGAAUUUUGCCACAGUUGUGGUGUUUCUCAUCGUGAUAUAAAGCCAGAAAAUCUCCUUCUUGAUGAGAAUGAGAAUUUGAAGGUGACAGAUUUUGGGCUAUCGGCUUUGCCAGAGCAAUUGCUAAACGAUGGGCUUCUAUACACGCAGUGUGGAACUCCAGCGUAUAUUGCACCUGAGAUAAUAAGAAAUAAAGGAUAUAAUGGUGGCAAGGUUGAUAUUUGGUCAUGUGGAGUCGUAUUAUAUGUUCUUCUAGCAGGGUGUUUACCUUUUCAAGAUGCUAACCUUGUGAAUCUGUAUAGAAAGAUUUUCAAAGCUGAAUAUCGAUUUCCCCCUUGGUUAUCUACAGAAGCAAAACGUUUAAUAUCUAGAAUAUUACUCCCUAACCCACAAAAGAGGAUUAGUAUAACUGGAAUAAUGAAAGACCCUUGGUUUAGGAAAGGUUUUAAAUUGACAAUUUAUAAUGGGAAUAUUUCUUCAUCAUCAUUAAUUCAUGAUUAUGAACACGAUACAAUUUCUAUGUUAGAUAUGUUUGGAAGAUCCGACGAAUAUUUAAAGCAUGGAGGGAUGAUCAAAUCCCCCUCUUCCCCAGCCUUAUUAAAUGCUUUUGAAUUGAUCUCAUCAAUGUCAGCUGGCGCCAAUUUAUCAAGCUUGUUUGAGAACAAGAAGAAGACAGAGUCCAUUUUAACAUCCAGGUGUUCAGCCACAAUCAUCAUGGCCAAGAUUCAAUUGUUGGCCAAGAAAUUGAAUUUUAAGGUUGCAAGGGUCAAUGGGUCGACCUUGAGGCUGCAAGGUUCCUCUGAUAGUCAGCCGAAAGCACGGACGUUAUUGGUUAACAUAGAGGUGUUCAAGGUGGCUCCAGAAGUGGCUGUCGUUAAGUUCUCAAAGAUCUCAGGUGAUUCACAAGAGUACACCAAGUUUUUUGAGGAGGAGGUAAAACCAAAUUUAAAGGACAUUGUUUGGACAUGGCAUGCCGAGCAAGUGUUAAGUGGUAUCUGUGACAAGGAAGAGUGCAAAAUUCCCAUCAAGUGUGCUAGUUGCAAGGAUUUAACCCAGAAUAAGCUAGAAGAAAUUGACAAUAUAACUGCCAAUUUCUCAUCCAGCGUGUGAUAACAACAUAUAACUCACUAUUAACAAUUGCAUUUGGUUUCUAUGUCAUCUAAACCAAAUAUUAAUUGUAUAUGAUUCAAUAGAGGAGGGAUAAUACAUAUCUUUUCAUAGUGCUA
Molecule: messenger RNA, 1780 nt
Organism: Solanum dulcamara
Lineage: Eukaryota; Viridiplantae; Streptophyta; Magnoliopsida; Solanales; Solanaceae
Product: CBL-interacting serine/threonine-protein kinase 5-like
Exons: 1
Coding region: 198-1664 (488 amino acids)
Biological process (GO): protein phosphorylation; signal transduction
Molecular function (GO): ATP binding; protein kinase activity
Source: RefSeq, a predicted model, not a curated record